AUGUGGCUGGUGAGCGCUUUUCCGAAUCCCGAAAAAGGUACACUUUUUUGGAGCACCGUUGUGCAACGCGGACCGUGCGAAGACCCUUUCAUUCUGUCCCUUCUCACUCCAUUUGCCAUCACUGUACAGUGUUCUCGACCAAUCAACGUCAUGGCGGCGGUCCAAGCAUCGUCGUCUCUCGAGCUCGAUACGCUCACUCUCGACCACAUCUUGUCUGAUCUGGAGUCUCUAGCGCCCAACGAUGCACUCUUCUCGGUCACACGAACAUCAGCGAAACCGAGUGGAUCACGCAGUGAUGCCGGAUUGUUGGAAUCUUUCGAGGCCGGAACCAGCCCAUCAGAUAGGCGGCAGCACGUCGAGCUUUCGCACAGGCUUCUGGCGGGUCACAGGACGGCACAGCGUCUCAACAGCGAACGUGUGUCGGAGGUCCAAGUAGGACUCGUGCUGCCUUCGGAGCGCAGCCGCGCAUCGACAAGAUCGUCAGCGUCUGCACGUCCAAGGGGAAGGGAUGGUCUUGGCGAAACGUCGACGCGGACAGAUCUACUACAUGCGAAAGUGGCAGAUCUGCAGACACAAGUCGAUGCGUGGCAUACGGCGCUUGAGUCAGCGGCUACGUUGAUCGACGAGCCGCACCAAAGUCUCGGAACAUCAGCAGUGGAGGACGUCGGAGCGAAUCGAAAGGUCAGAGCAGAAGAUACAUCGCUCGAAUCGGGCACGAUGAGUCAAGAUCACACGGAUGCACGACCCAAAACAACGGAACCAAUACCGACGGAAGCACGAUACGAGGCAGGCGCUCCCGCAGCGAUCGAAGGACCGAAUGCCGUUACUUCCGCAGAGGAGUUUGAAGAUGACGAUCCGUGGGACGAGAUGUCUUAG
Messenger RNA from Pseudozyma hubeiensis SY62, 876 nucleotides. Its product is annotated as seryl-tRNA synthetase. The coding region runs from base 1 to 876 and encodes 291 amino acids. Lineage: Eukaryota; Fungi; Basidiomycota; Ustilaginomycetes; Ustilaginales; Ustilaginaceae. The transcript has a single exon. The record is from RefSeq and is a predicted model, not a curated record.